Messenger RNA from Scomber scombrus (Atlantic mackerel), 285 nucleotides. RefSeq names its product cystatin-B-like. Gene Ontology annotation, cellular component: cytosol. The transcript is spliced from 3 exons. Bases 1 to 285 code for a protein of 94 amino acids. Lineage: Eukaryota; Metazoa; Chordata; Actinopteri; Scombriformes; Scombridae. The record is from RefSeq and is a predicted model, not a curated record. Gene Ontology annotation, molecular function: cysteine-type endopeptidase inhibitor activity.
AUGUUGCCCGGAGGACUUAGUGAUGAAAAGCCUGCAAACGAAGCAAUUCAGAAGAUCUGUGAAAGCGUAAAUGAAGCAGGAAAGUCCUAUGAUGUCUUCAAUGCCGAGAGUUGCAGGACGCAGGUGGUGCAAGGGACGAACUACUUCAUUUAUCUUGUGCAUGUGGGAGGAGACGAUCAUGUUCAUCUCCGUGUCUAUGAAAAACUCCCAAGUUACGGAGGAAGCUUGGAGUUGACUAAUAUGCAGCAAUCAAAGAGCCACCACGAUCCUAUUGAGUAUUUCUGA